This is a messenger RNA of Chelonoidis abingdonii (Abingdon island giant tortoise), 1830 nucleotides long. RefSeq lists its product as uncharacterized. Lineage: Eukaryota; Metazoa; Chordata; Testudines; Testudinidae. The record is from RefSeq and is a predicted model, not a curated record.
CUAGAGCAGACUCCGGAAUUUGCUAGCAUCUUCAAGAACAAUAGUGAAUAUUUUUCAAGGGAGCUGUCGUGUAUCAUCCAGUCAUUACAAUUUUCUUCUAGUUUUCUUUCAAACUUAAAUGCUGUCUCUAACUUUAAGAAUCCUUGGAUAGAAGAAAAGUACCAAACUCUGACAACCAUCUCUAAGGAUCUUCCCCAGAGUAAUGCAACGUGCCCAAUAUCAGUCUUUCAGAAUAUGGAUAGUGUAUUUAAAUCUUAUCCUUUAAACAUUUUGAUUCCUAUUAUUUUGAAUGAAACUGACUUGAAGUCACCAAAUUUCUCUGGCAGUUCAUUGGACUGGAAUAGGUGGCCUUUGUCUACUGCCAGUCUACUGCCAACUGUUCCCCAGUGGAAUGCCAGUAUAUAUGAAUUGGUACAGAUGGUCCAAAAUGGCUCCAACCAGCGUGAAUCGAAACAUUUCUCAAGAGUCUGGAAGAGCAUUGGCAAUCUGAUGAUUACCAAAUGGAACUUGACAGAAGUGGAUUCCAGUAUGAAACUAUUGGAAAUGUUGAAAAAAACUCUCAAUGUUGUUGACAUUGGAUUAGUGCCCAGAAAAGCAAAAGCAGAUCAGUUCCUUCAUAACUCUAGCCUGGGAAUGAAACCCUCAGAUUUGGAAGGUAUAUUUAGUUUGUUAAAACUCUUCCUCAACUCAACUUCUGCCGCAAACUACAAACCUGACUUGGAGAGGAUGUUUAAAAGAUUUGCCCCACCAAAUGAGAUCCCCGCUGAAAGACUUUUUUAUACUAAUCCCUAUUCAGAGGAAACACAACGUUUUUUAAACUUAACUAGAGUAAUUUGGUAUAAACUCAUUUUAAAUAAAGAGCUUUUAUCCCUCCAAAAACUCCUUGCUACCAUGGCAAAGGUGAACAUAACUCAGCAUUAUCUAUUGAUCUCUUCCCUGCCUAAACUAAUGCAGCAUAUUCAAAAUUCCACUGAUGGAGCUCAGUGGAAUGAUCUCAACAGCUACUGGCACAUUGCUGAAAUACUGCAGUCCAUGAAGUGGAGCAGCACCAAUGUGAUUGCCUACAAGUCACUUUUAGAUGCAUUGCAAAAACAUUUACAUACAGUGAAAAAAGGCUCAGGUCUCUUUUUUAGUAACGAAUUGGAGCAGUUGAUAAAACUUGCAUCCCAAGAGUAUGGUGGAGAAGACGCAAGAGAAGCCAAUGUCUCAAAAUAUUUGCAAGCAGUACAAAGGAGUAUAUUCAUUAUAAACGACUUGCAACAAAAGUUUAAUAUCAGUGACUUGGAAACUAUUAAUCAGUGGAUGAAUUUUGACAAUUACUCCACCCAGAGAUUGCUUGAAAUAUUGAGGGUGGGAAUGAAAAUCCUUUCUGAUGCCAGAUUGAGCGAAGCAUCCAAUAAAGAAAAAAUUAAUGCUGUCUAUAAUUUCUCACACCUGCUACUUCAAAAGGAAUUUAACAAGACUUCCUUACAGCACAAUACUUCAUUAGAAGCAAAAGUGUUGGAUUUCUUGCAUUUAGCCUUGAGUCCCUUCCUGAAGGAAGGUAACAAUGACAAUGAAAAGCCACAGAACUGCUCUGUCCAUGACAUUUUUUACAUAACACUUCAGAUGCUAUUUAAAAAAGCCACUCUAAGCGAGUCCUUACCAGGAAGCCAUUGCAAAUUCCUGUUUGCUUCCAUGGACAUUCAGACCAGAACAAUGGAAAAUCAAACAUUUACUGAAUUGUUUCAGCUUGCAAUAAGAAACCUAGAGCAGACUCCGGAAUUUGCUAGCAUCUUCAAGAACAAUAGUGAAUAUUUUUCAAGGGAGCUGUCGUGUAUCAUCCAGUCA